AUGUCUGUUAAAUUGUUCGUCGGACACGUUACUCCUGGGUCCCAAAAAGAAGUAUUAGAGGAAAUGUUUUCUCAGUACGGCGUAGUUAUCGAAUGUUCAGUCAUGAAUAAUUACGCGUUCGUCCACAUGUCUACGCAAGAAGAAGCUGAUGCAGCCAUAGCAGAUCUCAAUGGUUUUACAUUCAAUGGCCAACAAUUAAGCGUGGAGGUAUUAUUUUCUUACAGGACAGGCCUUACAAAAAUUUUCAUUGGCAACAUCAAGGCAGGUACUACAGAUGAUGAGUUGAGGUCGUUGUUUGAGACAUAUGGAGAUGUUGCUGAGGCAGAUGUCUGCGGAGGCUUUGGAUUUGUACACAUGAAAAAUCAGGGUGAUGCUCUGAAAGCCAUCAAAUUACUCAAAGGUUAUCUUCUCAAUGGAAAUAGACUGAACAUAGAGGUGUGA
This is a messenger RNA of Helobdella robusta, 441 nucleotides long. RefSeq lists its product as hypothetical. The transcript has 4 exons. NCBI's taxonomy places the organism in Eukaryota, Metazoa, Annelida, Clitellata, Rhynchobdellida, Glossiphoniidae. Gene Ontology annotation, cellular component: cytosol. The coding region runs from base 1 to 441 and encodes 146 amino acids. The record is from RefSeq and is a predicted model, not a curated record. Gene Ontology annotation, molecular function: mRNA binding.